This is a messenger RNA of Carya illinoinensis, 849 nucleotides long. RefSeq names its product gibberellin-regulated protein 14-like. The transcript has 4 exons. Bases 94 to 627 code for a protein of 177 amino acids. The record is from RefSeq and is a predicted model, not a curated record. Lineage: Eukaryota; Viridiplantae; Streptophyta; Magnoliopsida; Fagales; Juglandaceae.
UUUGAGCUCUAUUUAUACCAGAGAUGGUUCGGCCUUGAAGCCACAUUUGAGUGAACUUGCUUUCCAAUUCUAUUAGCUUCUCUCUGCUGUUCGAUGGCUUUGAAAGCUAUGCUCUUUUUGCUCACCACUUUUCUUGUAGUUAGCACAGGAGUUUCAUCCAAUGAUGAGGAACUCACUACAAAGGCUGUAGAUAUAAAAGUCCCAGUAGCAGCACAAGCUCCUCCAGCAGAGGCGCCAGUUCAUGCACCACCUGUGAAAGCACCGCCUUAUGCCCCCCCAGCAGAGGCACCGGCUCAUUGGCCGCCUGUGAUGCCACCGUCCAAUGCUCCUCCACUAAAGGCACCCACUUAUGCCCCUCCACCAAAGGCAACCGCCCCCGUGCCCCCACUUCAGCCACCUGCUCCUGCACCAGUACUGCCUCCAGCAGUGAGGUCUAAAAAGGAUUGCAUCCCCCUGUGUGAUCAGAGAUGCCAACUACAUUCAAGGAAGAGGACUUGCACUAGAGCAUGCAUGACAUGCUGUGACCGCUGCAAGUGUGUUCCACCAGGAACAUUUGGAAACAGGGAAAAAUGUGGCAAGUGCUACACAGAUAUGACCACUCAUGGCAACAGAUACAAGUGUCCUUGAAAUGGCUGGCCUAUAUAUUUACUUUGAUGGUUAUUUCAAUUCACUUGAUCAGUAGGUAUUAGUAAGUGUGAGAAAAGGGUUGAUUUAGUAAUUUGGCAUUUGUGUUCUUGUAUUAGGCCAAGAGAUCGAGCACUUACUCUGUGCUACCAACUAAAUUCUGCAUUUCAUAUGUCCGAUGCUAUCACGUUGAUAUUAAUACAUCUCCUACCUUUGUUGUAACAA